AACAGAGUUUUUUUUUUUUUAAUUUUCAACCAUGAUUUGCAGCGUUAAACAAUCUCCGACGACAAGACUGGCAGCUGGGAUCAAUGGGUUUGAUUCUAGAAAAUCGCCGUCUCAAAUACAGCGAUCUUCGCUUAAACCAUCUUUACCAACUCUGAAUCUCCCGCAGAGAGCGGCUCUGUCGAUCUCGAAGCCGUUGCAUCUGUCUUCAAUCUCGAGCUUUUGUGGGUCAUUGAGGCCCGCAAAAUCCGUGACCAAAUGCCAGGCCUACGAGGCUGAUCGAUCAGAGCCGAUCGAGUCGUCUCCGGUGCCUGAAGUGGCGAAAUCGGCGGCGGGGCAGAAGGUCAAAAUCGGGAUUUACUUCGCCACCUGGUGGGCUUUGAAUGUCGUCUUCAAUAUAUACAAUAAGAAGGUGUUGAAUGCGUACCCUUAUCCAUGGUUGACCUCCACGCUUUCUCUCGCAACUGGGUCUCUGAUGAUGCUCAUUUCUUGGGCCACGAGGAUCGCCGAGACACCCAAGACCGAUUUCGAGUUCUGGAAGACCUUGUUUCCGGUUGCGGUGGCACACACAAUUGGGCAUGUGGCAGCUACUGUGAGUAUGUCCAAGGUUGCAGUUUCAUUCACUCAUAUCAUCAAGAGUGGUGAGCCUGCAUUCAGCGUAUUGGUUUCAAGGUUCCUUUUGGGUGAGACCUUCCCCACAUCGGUCUACCUUUCCCUCAUCCCCAUCAUUGGUGGUUGUGCUCUUGCAGCUGUAACAGAGCUCAACUUCAACAUGACUGGUUUUAUGGGAGCUAUGAUCUCCAACUUGGCAUUUGUUUUCCGUAACAUUUUUUCGAAGAAGGGCAUGAAGGGAAAAUCAGUUAGUGGAAUGAACUACUAUGCCUGUCUCUCAAUGUUGUCUCUCUUAAUUCUCACCCCAUUUGCAAUUGCUGUUGAGGGACCACAAAUGUGGGCAGCAGGAUGGCAAAAGGCUCUCUCAGACAUUGGACCGCAGUUCAUAUGGUGGUUGGCAGCCCAGAGCGUGUUCUAUCAUCUCUACAAUCAAGUGUCAUACAUGUCCCUCGAUGAAAUCUCCCCCUUGACAUUUAGCAUCGGUAACACCAUGAAACGGAUAUCAGUCAUAGUCUCAUCCAUUAUUAUCUUCCACACUCCUGUCCAACCUGUCAAUGCUCUUGGAGCGGCAAUUGCUGUCCUCGGAACCUUCUUAUACUCCCAGGCAAAGCAGUGAGAGGCGUGGGACCGAUGAUUUAAUUUUCGAUGUAAGUAGAUGGCGAGGGAGGAAAGCUUGGUUGAAAUGUGUUUUCUUUUUCUGUUGUUUUGUUUUUGUCUCUUUCUUUUUAGAUGUAGAGGAGAUUGAGGUUGCUGUCUUUCCGGAUCCAUGAUCGCGGGAUUUUGGUUAUACGACCCGGCACCAUCUAGCUGUAGAUAAUAAUAAUAAGAAGGAUAAAAGUAACGGUAAUAUCGAUUUGAGAUGUUAUGUAGUUUAGGAA
Molecule: messenger RNA, 1487 nt
Organism: Carica papaya (papaya)
Lineage: Eukaryota; Viridiplantae; Streptophyta; Magnoliopsida; Brassicales; Caricaceae
Gene: GPT1
Product: glucose 6-phosphate/phosphate translocator 1
Biological process (GO): transmembrane transport
Cellular component (GO): membrane
Molecular function (GO): transmembrane transporter activity
Source: RefSeq, a predicted model, not a curated record